GUAGUCAACUUCUGAUAUUCGAUCGUGGUGCUCCACAGAUCUGUCCUGUUGCUCUUUGGAUGUUGGAUUUUCUAUGUGAAACGCGCAAAAGGAGUUACUCCCAGAAUUCACAGGAUUUUUACCUUCACCUGAAUUUCAAACUUACCUGGAAUUUCAGCUGAUUGUUCAGCGAAUUGGGAAUUUCCUGCAGUCAACUAUCAUCGACACUCCAAAUGGAAAGGAAUGUGCUUGUGAUGGGAAAAGUUUCACAUUAAAGCUCUUCUUCAUCUCUUAUCCCAAAUCUCGUGUGAAACUCUCUGUAUGCUUGCAGUGUGAGACUUACAAAGAACUGUGUUGCAGUGUUGAGUUUUAAUUUUUCAUCCAAGUGAAUUAAUCAAAAGUGAUUUUGUGAGAUUUGGAAUUUUUUGUGGGUGGUGGCAGGAUGGAUUCGAGUGGAUCUUCCGAGACAUGCUAUGGAGGCGGAGAUCUGGCCAGUGCCAUAAUCUUGACAAUAAUUUUUGGUGUCAUUCUGCUGUUGCUUCUCCGAUGGCUCUACAAGAAGUACUGGAUUAAUCGUAAAGGAACCCAUCUAGUUCAAGAGGAUGUAGAGACGGGAAAAUCCGCAGAGUAUGCCUUCGACAAUCCUGCCUUCAAAACCGAAACCAAGGGAGGAGCUGGAAGUGGAGGAACACUAGAAACAAAGUGGCUCUCGAAAGAGAACGGCAAGACCUUGGAAGACAGCCUGGCAACACCGAUGUCCACCAAGAAUGUUUCCCUUCGUGGAUCAGAUUUCACUGGAUUGGGCAUUGAGCUUAGCGGUGGUCUCAAGGAAGGCAUCUAUGUACGUAAGAUCGCUCCUCAGGGUCCAGCGGCUGGGAUCGUAAACAUUGGUGAUCGUAUUACCAGCAUGACAAUUGACUUCAGACACAUUGUUCAGGAGGACGCUGCAGCAAUCCUCAGCUAUGCAUCGCCAUACAACGUUCGCCUAGAAUUAGCUGAAGGAAAAACAGCCAUGGUGACCCCAAGUCCUAAAUCUGGACACACAUCCAUGAUACAGGCUAUUGGAGGUACCAACAGUCAAUCGGAUACCAGUUCGAUUGACAGAAAUACAAAGAAAAAUCUCUUCCCAGGAGAUGACAAUGUGGACUCAAAAUCUUCACCUGUUCAGGUGAUACAGCGAGAGAAUGAAAAGAAAUCUUCCUUUACGAAACAAGUCAAAGGAUUGAUUGAGGAAAAAUUGCAGAAUAGGAGUGAACCUGUAAAGCCACGUGAUGAACCUGACAAGGAGGCUCCAUCUUCACCGUCAGACAAGAGUAAAGGUCUCAAGUUUGGAAUUCGCGUCCUACCGCCCAAUGUUAAUGAAAAAAUCUUUGGCAAGAGUCCAACAAAAAUACAAGCAGAUAAUGAAAACAAUGCCAAUCUGGAGAAGAAUGACACUGAUGAUGCGAAGAAUCAGGAAGUACCACCAGUGGCUCAAAAGAGGAAGGACAAGAAGGUUCCGGAAACAAUUGAAAUUGCUUUUGAGAGAAGUGAUGCUGUCAAUUCAAGUGGAAUCAAACGUGAUGCAGCAGGAAUCCCUCAGGAAGUUCCAGAUCACAUGAUGCAGGCAGCAAUGUCGGCUAAAGAGAAUCGAAAGAGUGUGGUUCAGGACAGUGGAAAGAAGGGAAAAGGAAAGGCUCCAUCUCCACCGCCCAACGAGGAAACACCUGAGAAAACAGCAGAUCCUCUGAACUUCACAGAUAACUUCGUGAAAGACAACAGACCAAGUGCAAACUCAACACCUAAGAGCGAACGGAAGAAGAGUCCUAGCGAUACAGAGAGUCAAAUUGCUGAUAGAGCUGGCGACUCGGAUGGAGAGGAGGAAUCCUCGUCACAUAUUGAACUCUCAGCGAAUCAUAUAACAGUCCAUCAAUUGAGCGAUGAAGAAGAGGGUAGGAGAACUGCCAGUUUGGGGGAUUUGUCGAAGAUUGAAGCCACAAAGAGUCCAUCAGGUGGACGAUCCAACACAGCCACAUUGGAGCGUGCUCAGAGUCUGGAGAUCACAGAACAACCAGGAGCUGUUGUAACACCCAAGAAGCGAAAGGCACCUGCUGUGGAUGUAGACAUAUUCAGUGAGAAGGAGCCCAGAUUGAGUCUGGAUAUGGGUGGUGGUAUGGAAGCACUUAGAGGUCGACUGAAGAGUGCCAAUGAGUGGGGAAAUCUCGAAGAUGCCAUCUAUUCAAUUAAAGAUCACGAUGAGGAUCGCAGUUCAGAUACAGAGUCCCUCAAUCGAAGUGAUGAGGAGCAAAAGGUUGACAAUGCAUCUAACAGCCUCAUGAAAGAGAUCAUGGCUGUGGCGGACAAGUUUGAUGCCGAAACCAGAAAGAUUAUUGAGAAUGAGGUACCUAAGAAGACCAUGGAUCAGCUGCUCAAGGAGAAACUUGAGGAAGCGCAGGCUGCACUUAGUGAUGACUCAGACCUCGUGCCUGUUGUGAAACCUGCCAUUCCUAAAAGAAGUAGCCUGGACACUGUUGUCCGGAAUGGAAAUGUUCGCGAGACACCCCGAGAAGACAAUGUAACAUACACUCCCAUUAAUGUUGUUGACACGUUUGGUACAAAUGUACCUGAUGAUGUUAAAGUAUCUCGGUAUCCAUUUGGUAGCCUUGAGCGUCCAAAGUCGGAUGUGCUGAAAAAACUCAUGGGUCAGAAGAUAAUGCUUGAAGAACGAGAAACUCCUGUAAAUCGCACAACAAUGACUAUCCUUCCGGAUGAACAGCUUAUUGAAAAUGAACCGCAGCCUAUCAGUCUCACCCUAAUAGGUGGUGGAAUAGAAUCUGACAAGACGGAGAGUAGUCAGAUAUCACCGGUAUACUCAAGCGACAAUAUGGGAGUCAAUAGUAUCAGUAUCUCAUCGAUGGAAAUCCCGGCUCAGGUUGAAAGUACCCCUUUGACGCGAAUAGUUCCCGAUAUUGAUAACGUCGUGACAAUCACGACGGAUGCUAGCCAACCCUCGUCGAUCAUCAUGAUCGACGAUGAGUGUCUGGACUUUACGCUGCAGACACCACCGCCCGAGAGGACGCCAUCGCCAGUGCCACAGGAGGAUGUCGAGGAGGAGCACAAAAUCACCGACGAGAAUGCGGACAGCACAAAGACCUUCGUAACGGAGAUCUGUGUGCAGACGCCUGAGGAGAAGAAUCACACCCAAAUCAAACUCACAGACAACGACAGUCAGCAGGAUAAUUUUCCGCGCAACAGCGAAAUUAAAUUUACAACGUCUACGUAUGAAUCUCCAGGAAAAGUUGCUGAAAAGCGUCUCAGUCAAAUUGAACAACUGCGCUCGAACUUUGAAAAGUCACAGCAGCAGUCAGAAAUCCCUGUGCCAGUACGAAAGAGCUCAAUUCCCACACUCAAGCUCAGUCCCUCCAAGAUACCCGUGUUCAAUUCCAAGACCCAGGAUCAACCGCCACAGCGACAGACCAACAAUAAAGUUUCCGUGAGUGUGACGUCCAUUAAGAAUUCAGCCAGGCAUCCCAGUGGAAAGUAAUCGCAGUCUGAUUCUAAAAGGAUGAUUAAAUUGCUCUAUUUACUCAAUUUCUCUAUGUACAUAAAUAAAAUGAUCACGGUAAAAUAUUAUAUGAAAAAAAAUCAAAAAAA
Messenger RNA from Phlebotomus papatasi, 3612 nucleotides. RefSeq lists its product as uncharacterized. The coding region runs from base 422 to 3502 and encodes 1026 amino acids. Gene Ontology annotation, molecular function: protein binding. NCBI's taxonomy places the organism in Eukaryota, Metazoa, Arthropoda, Insecta, Diptera, Psychodidae. The transcript has 5 exons. The record is from RefSeq and is a predicted model, not a curated record.